Darwinula stevensoni is the source of this 643-nucleotide messenger RNA. NCBI's taxonomy places the organism in Eukaryota, Metazoa, Arthropoda, Ostracoda, Podocopida, Darwinulidae. The record is from the annotation of a GenBank genome assembly.
CAUGGCUGCUGCCAUUAUAUUGCUUCGCCAUGUGCUCCCGCGAACCAAAUGCAUUGCCACGGCAUAUUUUCAACCUCAAUACCUUCGAAGUUAUUCUCCUGUUCGUAGAAACUUCAUGCAGACAAGUCCAGCACCUAAGAAAGCCCGGGUGACUGUGACAUUCAUCAGGCAUGAUGGUAAACGGCUUCAGAUUCAAGGGAAGGAAGGAGACAGCCUGCUGGAUGUUGUGGUCAAUAAUGACCUGGACCUGGAAGGAUUUGGUGCUUGUGAAGGGACUUUGGCUUGUUCCACAUGUCACUUGAUUUUCAAGAAAGAAGAUUAUGACCGACUCCCAGACAGACCAAGUGAUGAGGAAUUGGACAUGCUUGACCUUGCCUAUGGCCUCUCUGACACGUCAAGGCUUGGUUGUCAAGUGGUGCUGACAAAGGAUAUGGAAGGCCUGGAAGUCCAGGUCCCCUCAGGAACAUCAGAUGCUCGAGGCUCAUGAUUCCUAUCAAUACUCAAAAUCCUCAUUCUAGAUUCUUAGUUGAUGGCAUUUUAAAAAUCCGGUCAAAAUACAUAUCUUCAUUCCUGGGCUUUAUUUUAACAUGUUCAUCUUUAGCCUUUUAUGCAAAGCUGAUUAAAAUAUUUGGGCUUAUCUUAA